AAGGGGGCAGGACUUUUUCUCUCCGGGUCCUAUUAAGAGCAAACUUUGUGUUUUUGUUCUCCAACUUCAGCUCAGUGCUCUGCAGCCUGCACACAGGUCCUCUCUGCGGCUCUGUUUCUUUUUUCUCCAUUUCUUUCUCACUAACGGUUUCUCGCCUGUUGGUCAGCACUGUGCGCCUUUUCAUGGGGGGUUCGGACACCGGGAGGAUGCGCUUUUUGGAGGAACAGACGCUCAAAGUUGUGCAUUCGGACGCCCCGGGCUCGUUUUAGAGGAUUCGUAGAUGCGUGUCUGGUUGGAAUGAACAAUGGUGCGGCUCCUUGGUGCUGAUGCCGGGGGCAUGCUCUGGUUUCGGCUACUGUUGCUGUGCGCGGUGGAGUUAGAGCUGGGAGCCGGGGUCUCCACUUUCCAGGGUUUCUAUCUUCCACCUGCGAACGGGUCGCUGCUCACACCUGCCCGGAGGACGGAUGGAGUCGUGCGGACCGUUGACCGGAUUUACCACGGAGGAGGGAAGGUGGGCUACCUAGUGUACCUGGACGGGAGCCGCUUUCAGUUGGACAUGGAGCGGGACGAGUCGGUGCUGUCGCAUCACUUCAGCCCCCAGUAUGUGCACGCCAUGAUGGGGGAGAGCCAUGCGCCCUUGCAGCGGGAGUGCGCAUACCGCGGCACAGUGGACUCCAACGCGGAGUCCCUGGCCGUCUUUAACCUCUGCGGCGGGGGUCUGGAGGGCUUCUUCGCCGUGGACCACGCGCGCUACACCAUCACGCCUAUCGUUAGGGCGAAGGGACACGAGCAUGACGUGCGCGUCCUGCAGGACAAGGACGCGGAGAGCGCGCUCCACGUGUUCACGCGCGAGAGCUUCAGCUUCGAGGCCAUGCGCGAGGGGCGCGAGAGCUGCGGGACGCGCGACGGGCGCAGAGGACGUAGGGACGCUGCGGGGAGACGCCGGCACCGAGGGCGCAGGGAGGGGAGACGGGACAGACAGGCGCUCACUGAUGAACAUGACGCGCACGGACGGACACUGUGGAGCCGGCUCGCCAAGGCGCCAGUACCGGAGCCUGGCACGCGGAGGAGAAGGUCGGUCUCUCGCGCCAGGCACGUGGAGCUGCUUCUGGUGGCCGACGACACCAUGUUGAAGAAAUACGGAAAGGACCUGAACCACUACCUGCUCACACUGGCCUCCAUCGCCUCCAAGCUGUACGGGCACGCCAGCAUCGAGAACCCCAUCCGGCUGUCGGUGGUGAAGGUGAUCACGGUGGGUGAGAAGGAGAAGGGGCUGGAGGUGACCAAGAACGCGGCGGCGACGCUCAAGAGCUUCUGCAAGUGGCAGAACCAGCAGAACCCGCUGGACGACGACCACCAGCACCACCACGACGCCGCCAUCCUCUUCACCAGGCAGGACCUCUGUGGCCACCACUCCUGCGACACCCUGGGGAUGGCGGACGUGGGCACCGUCUGCACUCCGGAGAGAAGCUGCGCCGUCAUCGAGGACGACGGGCUUCACGCUGCAUUCACUGUCGCACACGAAAUAGGUCACCUGCUCGGCCUGUCCCACGACGACUCCAAGUUCUGCGAGGAGCGCUUCGGGGUGAACAGCGACAAGCGGCUCAUGUCCUCCAUCCUGACCUCCAUCGACGCCUCCAAGCCGUGGAGCCGCUGCACCUCGGCCACCAUCACCGACUUCUUCGAUGACGGGAACGCCGAGUGUCUCCUGGAUUCUCCUCGCCAGCCCCUCCUCGGCCCCGAGGAGCUCCCGGGGCAGAGCUACGACGCCGUCCGCCAGUGCCGCCUGGCCUUCGGCCCCGAGUACACGGUCUGCCCGGGCAUGGACGUGUGCUCCCGGCUGUGGUGCGCUGUGAUCCGCCAGGGGCAGAUGGUGUGUCUGACCAAGAAGCUGCCGGCCGUGGAGGGGACGCCCUGCGGGAAGGGACGCAUCUGCCUGCAGGGGAAGUGUAUGGACAAGACCCGCAAGAGACUCUACUCGGUGUCCAACCAUGGCAGCUGGAGUUCCUGGGGUUCAUGGGGUGCGUGCUCCAGAACGUGCGGAGGGGGGGUGCAGUUUGCCCAGCGCCUGUGCAACAACCCGCCGCCGCGGAACCACGGGCGCUACUGCACCGGGAAGAGGGCCAUCCAUCGGUCCUGCAGCGUCACGCCGUGUCCCGCCUCCAGUAAGAGUUUCCGUCAGGAGCAGUGCGAGGUGCGUAACGGGCCCCAGACCGAUCCUAAAGGGGUGAAGACCUUUGUCGAGUGGGUGCCCAAAUACGCCGGAGUCCUCCCCAAAGACGUCUGCAAGCUGACCUGCAGAGCGAAGGGAACGGGAUACUACGUGGUGUUUGCUCAGAGGGUGGUCGAGGGGACGGAGUGUCGGCCGUACAGCAGCUCGGUGUGUGUGAAGGGGAAGUGUGUGCGGACGGGCUGCGACGGCAUCAUCGGCUCCAGGCUGCAGUUCGACAAGUGCGGUAUAUGUGGGGGGGACAGCACUGGGUGUCUGCGUGUGAUGGGGAACUUCACAAAGAAGAGUAAGGGCUACACCGAUGUGGUGAAGAUCCCCGCGGGCUCCACCCACGUGAAGGUUCGACAACACAAGGCCAAGGACCAGACCCGCUACACCGCCUACCUGGCGCUCCGGCGGCCCAACGGCGAGUACCUCCUGAACGGCAAGUUCAUGAUCUCCACCUCGGAGACGAUCAUCCCGCUCAUCGGCUCGGUGCUCAACUACAGCGGGUGGAGCCAAAGGGACGAGUGGCUUCACAGCAUGGGCCCCGGGGCUCUGCAGGAAGCCUUGGUGGUGCAGAUUCUGGCCACGGACGCCAAAAAGCCCCUGGAUGUUCGUUACAGCUUCUUCAUGCCGCGCCGGACGGCCCCACAGCCGCCGUCCGCUCCACUCGUCCCCGUCCCGAAGGCAACCACCUCACGGAGCACCACGACGGUCUCCACCACGACAAGAACCACCACCAGCACCACACCCUCUAUCCUGGACCCGGGGCCGACGACAGCUCCGGGGCCCUCAACCCCCGCCCCGGGGCCCCAGUGGGUUACAGGUCCCUGGAUGACCUGCUCCAGGACGUGUGACACAGGCUGGCAGAGUCGGACAGUGCAGUGCAAGGACCAGGAUGGGAAACUGUCCAAAGGAUGCAUUCUGGGUACUCGGCCCUCUGCCUUCAAACACUGUCUGGCUCGGAAAUGUUGAGGAGGCGGAAAAAAAGAUUUACACGACACGAGAAAAAGACGUUUUAACUUCUGAUGAAGGUCUCAAGUGCUGGAUGUAGGACCAAUGAAUGGACCAAUGAAUUUGAACCUUAAACUGGACGGUGAAUGUUGGCGCUUGGACCCGUCCGACAGACACUCAGAGACACGGUGGCAUGGAUGCACCCGACUAUAUGCCAGAGGGAUGCCCUGGAGUCCUAGUGGUUCCCGUAUGACAGAGACAGGUGUUGCCCUGGCAUAGCUAAGAACUUGAGAUGCAUGUCAUUUCCACACGGACAACAACUGAUUGUCUUUACCUCCGAUCCCCUGGAGGCUCAGUGUGUGUUGCCCUGUAACAGCAUGCAUGUUGUGCGUGUCUUUUUGUAAUGCUAUUCCAUGUGUUCUCAUCACUGUGGGUAUAUGUGAGUCAAACCCCUUUGUCUUAUGUCGUCUGAGACCAGAGUCCUGCAGGUUGGAGACCCUGCCCUGUCCCACGACUGCUAUUCUACAUAUUAGGGGCGUUUAGUGAUGAAAAGGUUUGUUUACGGGAACAAUGUUGAAAAUGUGGAAUCACUGGGUGGGAAACAAUCUUUAUUGCAACUUAAGUUAAGGGACAAUAGCACCAAUAAAAGUCUACCUAUGGCCACGGAGUAUAUGAGCAUGAUGACAACAGGGAUCUCCUUCGCUUCUUCCUGUAAAUAUUUCGAAGAGCUACUCUGACGACUCAGCAACUCAACGACAGUGAAUUCAACGGAGGGGCAACGUAACCAUGACACUCCCUAACAUUUAAGGAGGCUGAUGAUGAAUCAGAUUUGGGGCAAUGCUUGAUUUGUGUGUGUGCGUGUGUGUGUGUGUGUGUGUGUGAGCUUCUUCACUCUCAGCUCCACUUGUAUCGGUUAUUCUGCUGGUGCUGGGAGGUUUAUUGUCCCCAUGUGUUUUUGUCUGUUGUUGUUGUUGUUUUUGUGUGGCGGUCAAUAUGUGUUAGUUUGUCUGUUUAUCUGUUUAGGAAACUAUGCUAAUAUGACAAUGUGUGCCCUGGAAACUCGCAACGACAGCAGGAGACACACACGAAGGCGGGCGUCACUCUCCUCCUGCAGCUCCACUCAUUCUCCAUUUUACUCAACAUCCUGUAUUUGCUGAUCAUCCCUUCAACUCGUCUUCAACCCUGGUGGGUGGAGUUUGCCAUAAUGCCACAAUUCAUAUUGUGCCACUCGGGGCAGUAAUAUGACAGUGGAUGAACUUAAAUAACACAAAUGUACUGUUUGAGACAGUAUAAUAGAAGAUCAUUGAAAUUUGCAUUAAACGUAGAGUAAAAAGUACUUCAUAUGAAUACUUGGUCAAUGUCCUGAGUUCUCAGCUUUACAAGUUAAAGUUGCUUGUGUACCUUAUGGACUUAAAAGAAACCCGUAGUUCUGAUUGUGUUAAAUCUCCUGGCACCAGUCGUGUUUCCCAGUUUGGCAAACUUCCCCCAUCAGCCUCCUGUGUAGCAGACACCAACAAACCACUCGUACAAUCCGCUCUCCUCCUGCCUCACACAUUCACAUUUAUUUACACAAUGUAGACUUUUUUUUACGUGACUAGAUCUUUCAUAUACGUGUUCGUUAUCAACCAUAUUUACACCGUUUCACACGUACAGACACACACAUUGAAACAAUCCAUCAGGUACAACCAUUGUGUGUUUUUCAAACCCACACACACACAUUCACACAACCUCCUUUGAUUCUUCCAGGGGGGGGGGGGGAAACCCCUCUCGCUGAACGACAGAAACACAGCACUGAACUUGUAAUUUAUUGUUUGUACAACUGGUAUGUGUGAAUAAAAACAGAACAAUGAGAGGAGUUUUAUUUAUUAUACUAAUUUUGUAUCAAAUUACUAUUUAACUUAGGAAUUUGACUGUGCAGAAUCUUUCCUUUGUAAGAAUAUAGUUUCUUUUUUCUAGCCAUCCACAUGAAUAUAUGUACAUAAAAUCUAUAUAUUUAAA
Messenger RNA from Pleuronectes platessa (European plaice), 5164 nucleotides. RefSeq names its product A disintegrin and metalloproteinase with thrombospondin motifs 5 (gene adamts5). Gene Ontology annotation, biological process: proteolysis; extracellular matrix organization. The record is from RefSeq and is a predicted model, not a curated record. Gene Ontology annotation, molecular function: zinc ion binding; metalloendopeptidase activity. The coding region runs from base 305 to 3187 and encodes 960 amino acids. Lineage: Eukaryota; Metazoa; Chordata; Actinopteri; Pleuronectiformes; Pleuronectidae. The transcript is spliced from 8 exons.